Molecule: messenger RNA, 3824 nt
Organism: Hyla sarda
Lineage: Eukaryota; Metazoa; Chordata; Amphibia; Anura; Hylidae
Product: oocyte zinc finger protein XlCOF22-like
Exons: 7
Coding region: 420-2543 (707 amino acids)
Biological process (GO): negative regulation of transcription by RNA polymerase II
Molecular function (GO): DNA-binding transcription repressor activity, RNA polymerase II-specific
Source: RefSeq, a predicted model, not a curated record
AUCUGCCAUGUUACUAUGUUACAUUCUCUUCUCUCCUGCACUGUUGAGCUCCGCCCAUUCCUGUCACAUGAUCCUUCCCGCAGGUCCUUCAGCCGCAGUCACAUCUAUACUGCUAAACUUUACCCCCAAAUGUACUGGUCACAUGAUUAUGACAUCAUCACAGGUCCUACACCUCCAGCAUGUAGCGGAUACAGAGCAGGUCCUGGUGGGGCAGUCACUGCUGUUGUAUGUGGAGAUCUCUCAGAGCAGCAGCCCCUGAUCAUGUGACUCCUCCUCCUCAAUGUGACUGAUCACAUGACGGUGACAUCAUCGCAGGUCCUGUAAGCACACGGCUUCUCUACAGAUACAGGUUUCUCCAAUCCAGGAUCCUCUGCUGAUAUCUUCUAUAUAAGAGAAUUCUCCUGGAUGACCCAUCAACCAUGGAGAGAGAGAGGAACAAGAUGGCCGACAGGAUCAUAAACCUCACCCUACAGAUACUCUUCCGGCUUACUGGAGAGAAUUACACAGUAGUGAAGAAGUCCUCUAGUGGGCGCUGUCGGGCCCCUGUGUGUGAAGGAUGGGGAAGAACCCUGAGCCCAAUCCCGGGGACCCCACCUCACUCCCUGAUACAUGAGGAAAUGGAUGAACAGAAGAUCCGAGAACUCAUCAAGAUGAUGGACCUGCUGACUGGAGAGGUUCCUAUAAGGUAUCAGGACGUGGUGGUCUAUUUCUCCAUGGAGGAGUGGGAGUAUGUAGAAGGACACAAGGAUCAGUACAAGGAUCAGGUCAUGAUGGAGGAUCAGCAGCCCCUCACAUCACCAGUCAGAUCCAGUAAGAGAACAGCACCAGAGAGGUGUCCCCGUCCUCUUCUUCCACAGGAUGAUCAGGGUGAAGAUCCGAACAAUAUUAAUGCUCCAGAGACAGAUGUGAGCGGUGAUGAACAGUAUAAGGAGGACAUUCCUACAGGGAAAGAUCUGAACAAUAUUAAUGCUACAGAUAUGAAGGAAGAAGAAGAGACAGAUGUGAGCAGUGAUGAGCAGUAUAAGGAGGACAAUCCUACAGAGAAAGAUCUUAUCUAUAUUAAUGCUACAGACAUAAAGGAAGAAGAAGAGACAGAUGUGAGCAGUGAUGAGCAGUAUAAGGAGGACAUUCCAACAGGAAAAGAUCUGAACAAUAUUAAUGCUACAGAUAUGAAGGAAGAAGAAGAGACAGAUGUAAGCGGUGAUGAGCAUUAUAAUGAGGACAUUCCUACAGGGAAAGAUCUGAACAAUGUUAAUGCUACAGACAUAAAGGAAGAAGAAGAGACAGAUGUGAGCGGUGAUGAGCAGUAUAAGGAGGACAUUCCUACAGAGAAAGAUUUGAUCCAUAUUAAUGCUACAGACAUAAAGGAAGAAGAAGAGACAGAUGUGAGCGGUGAUGAGCAGUAUAAGGAGGACAUUCCUACAGAGAAAGAUUUGAUCCAUAUUAAUGCUACAGACAUAAAGGAAGAAGAAGAGACAGAUGUGAGCAGUGAUGAGCAGUAUAAGGAGGACAUUCCUACAGGUAACCGCCCAGAUUCUUGUAGCAGGAGAUCAGAGGAGAAUCUUAUAUCUUCAGAUUAUAAAGCAGAUGAUGAUAUCACACAAGAUACAUAUGAAGAACAUUCCAUUAUCCCAGAUACACCCUCAGCCCUUCACAGCCAAGAUCUGUCAUCUCAUCCUUAUAUACAGGUCCUGUCUUCUCAGUCAUCACAGGAUGUUCAGCAAAAUAAAGGUCAUAGAAGGGGUGUUAAAGAUAAAAGAGCUCAAAGAGGAAAGAAGCCAUUUUCAUGUUCAGAAUGUGAAAAAUCUUUUACUUCUAAAUCACAUCUUGUUCAACAUAAAAGAACUCACACAGGGGAGAAGCCAUUUUCAUGUUCAGAAUGUGAGAAAUGUUUUAAUACGAAAUCAAAUCUUAUUCAACAUCAAAUAACUCACACAGGAGAGAAGCCAUUUUCAUGUUCAGAAUGUGGGAAAUGUUUUGCUCUGAAAUCAAUUAUUGUUCAACAUCAAAGAACUCACACAGGAGAGAAGCCAUUUUCAUGUUCAGAAUGUGGUAAAUGUUUUACUCAGCAAUCAAAUCUUGUUAAACAUCAAAGAACUCACACAGGAGAGAAGCCAUUUUCAUGUUCAGAAUGUGGGAAAUGUUUUACUCAGCAAGCAAAUCUUGUUAAACAUCAAAUAACUCACACAGAAGAGAAGCCAUUUUCAUGUUUACAAUGUGGGAAAUGUUUUACUCGGAAAUUAAGUCUUAUCGGACAUCAAAGAACUCACACAGGGGAGAAGCCAUUUUCAUGCUCAGAAUGUGGGAAAUGUUUUAUCCUGAAAUCAAUUCUUGCUGUACAUCAAAGAACUCACACAGGGGAUAAGCCAUUUUCAUGUUCCGAAUGUGGGAAAUGUUAUACUGGGAAAUCAAAUCUUGUUCAACAUCAAAGAACUCACAUAGGGGAGAAGCCAUUUUCAUGUGCAGAAUGUGGCAAAUGUUAUACUGGGAAAUCAAAUCUUGUUCAACAUCAAAGAACUCACACAGGGGAGAAGCCAUUUUAAUGUGCAGAAUGUGGUAAAUGUUCUACUGGGAAAUCAAAUCUUGUUAAACAUCAAAGAACUCCCACAGGGAAGAAGACAUUUUUAUGUUCUAAGUGUGGGAAAUGUUUUACUCAGCAAUCACAUCUUGUUAAACAUAAAAGAACUCACACAUCUAUAUAUUAACCAUGUACAUAGGAUAGUUGACAGUAAUACAUACUUAUAUAUAUUUAUACAAUAUAUGCUUCAUCUCCAAACUUGUUAUUAAUUUUUAAGAAGUUUUCUUUCUUAUUAUUUAUUCCUAUAUUCAUCUCCGCACACUGGACUUAUAAUAAAUGUAAUAUUGUCCCUGAGGUUGUAUAUAGGGAAUGUAACGCGUCAGUGUUGUCCCCGCCCCCUUCUCAUUAUGAUUAUAGAGACUUUAGUUCAAACCAUCGGUGCAAAAAAAGUUCCCAGUUCAAAAUUUGAGAAACCUGUUUAAUGUCAAAAUUUCUUUAAAUCUGUUAGCUAUUGCUCUGAGGUCAGUCAAUUUCCCUCGGUGUGCCGGAUCCCACAAAUAUGGGAUGGACAAGGAUUUACAAUGUUUGGCCUUGAGCCUAGAGGCCAAUAGCCUCCCCGCCUUAUCCGAGUUCAUGUCAUACGAAGCCCUGAGUUUCCUUGCCCUCUUCUCAUAAUCUAUGAAUAAGAGUUCCUGUAGAGAGGUCCUCAGAGCCUUCAGCUUAUCUAUAGUAACAGGGGAAGGUGUCUGUUGGUUAGUAAGUUCUGCCUGCUUGAUCUCAGAAAGCAAGGAGGUCAUUUCAGAAAGCCAGGAGGUCAUAGCUUUUUCCCGUUCCCUCUUAACUCUGGCUCCAAGUUUAAUAAAGGACCCCCUAAUGAAGGCCUUGUGGGCAUUCCAGAUUGUAUGAAUGCUGGAGGGGUCAUUAGCAUGAAUGUGGAAAAACUCUUUAAAAUCUCUCAAUAGUGUAUUGUUAUGUGUAGCAUGGUUAAGUAAGAAUAAAUUUGUGUGCCAUAGGUAUGUGAGAGGGAGGCGGCCCUGUUCCUUAAUCGACAUAGUGAUGGGCGAGUGGUCUGACCAUGUAUUAAGUUCUAUGGCUGUAUCUAGUAAAACUGUUUUGUCGACUAAGAACAUAUCUAAUCUGGCGUAACUAUUGUGGGCAGAGGAGAGGUGGGAGUAGUCCCUCACUGAGGGAUGCAUAGCCCUCCAUAUAUCAUAGUAAGAGGAUGAAGAGAUAACCUCUCUAAGGUCAGACGAGUGUACAUGUGAUCCCGGUGCAGUCCCACUCCUUGUCAGCCACCGCAUUAAAA